AUGUCGAAAAGGACUUACAAAAGAAAACCUAAAAAGGACGUUCCACCUACUGUUGCCAGCACAUCUGGCACAUCUGGUGCAUUCACACAAGGCAGAGAUGCCGAAAUAAUUGAAAAUAUUGAAAAUUUUCCUCUCCUGAAUAAGGAACAAUCUAUAUCCAGUGGCUUUGAAAGCCUUCAGAUAGGCACCUCGUCAUCCCUUUUCAAAAUCUGGAUCAAAUACGGUGACACCCGACCAGUGAAAAUUGUUUUCGAUGGAGAAGAUGUAAACGAUUUAAUAGAAGCGAUCAAGGAGGAACUGUCACCCGACUUGGAUGAUGUGCCUCUUAACCGCAUUAAUCUAAGAAGACACGAUGUAGAAGACGUAAAAAGUGCAAUAGAAGAAUUCUCCCAGCAAAAUCGUGUUGAGACGAUCCAACUAUCAAAUCUAUCGGAAGGAAAAGCAAAGAAUACAUUGGAUCAUCUUGGAUUAAUACCUAUGAAUGAACUUGAAUUACAAAAUGCCAAUGUUAUUUUAACAGGCGGUGCUGACAUUUCUAUUGAAGCAAACGGUAACCCCGGUGUUUGGAUUAAAACUAAGAAAAGGAAAGAGAAUUUUAAAAUGGAAGGGAAAAAGUAUUUAACGACAUCUGAAAUUGAAGAACGCAACAUUGCUUUGGCAAUAAUUAAACAGUUUAUACUCAAGGAAGGGGUUGGUUUUGAUGACAGAAUGGCUGACUUAAUCGAUGAUAUGACGGAAAAGGAAUUAUAUAGCAUGUCAAUGCGCAAAAAAUUAAUAACAAAAAGUAUUGUUAAAAGAGAUGAACAAUCAAUUAUAGAUCAAUUUAUUACCUUAAUGUAA
Messenger RNA from Diversispora eburnea, 840 nucleotides. The record is from the annotation of a GenBank genome assembly. NCBI's taxonomy places the organism in Eukaryota, Fungi, Glomeromycota, Glomeromycetes, Diversisporales, Diversisporaceae.